Molecule: messenger RNA, 2095 nt
Organism: Vitrella brassicaformis
Lineage: Eukaryota; Vitrellaceae
Source: the annotation of a GenBank genome assembly
UCUCGCCUAUGUCAAUUUUGAAGAGAGGCAUUGAUGUGUGGACACAAGCAGCAGAUGGGAUGGCACAAGGGUCUGUCUCUUAGUUACGUCCACACACACACACAUCCAUACACACACACAUGGCUCUCUCUCUACAGCCAAAAAAGGCAGGCAGCCUCAAUCAAGGGGACGGCUCAUACGUGGCAGGCAUUCAUAGCGUCCGUCCAUGGCAUUCAGUCGUGACGGACAGACAGACAGACAAAAACGCUGAGUGCUCCCUAGCUGCGCUCAUCUCAUCCGGCCAUCGGCAGGUAGACAGGUACACACACACCGAUCAGUGAGUGAGAAAUGAAAUACUGACAGCAUACACACCGCCCUACUAUCCAUCCAUCCAUCCAUCGACCUUUUUUCUAUCGGUCGGUCUCACUCACUUUACACACACCGUUUAAUGCACCACACACCGCUUCCGUCUUAAACCCGAAAGCCGACAGUCAGCCACGCAGACAGCCACGCAUUGGGAAGGGCGAUGGGGCGAUGGACGGGUGCUAUGACAUCAUCGCUGGCUAGCGUGGUUAGUUGAAGAGCAUCUUACGGAUGGCGGGCUUGCAGUCUUCGACCACCAGCUUCAGGCGGGCGUCCUGCAUGACCACACACACAGACACGCAGACCCACACAAAUGCAUUCAUGUGUGUAUGCCCGUUCCCUCCGCUGGCUGGCUGACCAGUGUGUUGUCGACGACGAUCUUGCCGCCGUGCGUCAGCAGCAGCACACCGCCAGCACUGAAUCAAUGACAUAGCGGAGCAGGAUUCAUCUGAGUGCUUCCCACCCUCCCUUGCCGACUGACUCACUGACUGACUGACCAUGUCUUUCCCUCUAUGGGCCCGCCAGUGGGUGCUGGAGGCAGGUAUGUCUGCACACACACACAUGGACGUGCCGGCCGUGCAGUGAUUGUUGUGGGCUGUUCGUCCGUCCGGCACUCACCUUGGAGUCGAGUGUCAGGUUGACCUUCUUGCCGACCUUGGCCGUGUACUGCUCGGCCGCCUGCACGACAGAGACAACGACGACACGCACACACACACGACAUCCCAGGCAUGAGAUGCAUCCAUUUUGGUGUGUGUGUGUGUGUGUAGGUACCUUUUCCAGGACUUGGUGUGACUUGAUGACGGCCUCGUCCUCUUUGCGGCACCGAAUCAUCACAGUGUCCUCCAGCAAACGAUACAAUCCCUGAAUGGAUUGCAAACAUGGGGGCACAGCUCACAUGGGUGGAUGAGUGGACACCAUGCAGUGGCAAUCAGCGUACGUACCUGGACGAUGAGGCUGCUGAGGAGCGGCGCGUACGAGUCCUUGUUCUUGGAUAUGGACGCCAGCACGUCCUCCACCUCCUUGUUCAGGUUGUCCAUGAUCUGACACACCACCACAAGCAGCACUCGUGAAAUCGCCAUAUGGGCUCGUGUGUGUGUCACCCAUUUAUCCACUCACCUUGGCCCUCGCAUCCAUGACCUUCAUGCGCGCAGCACCCAACGCCUUGGACGACUUGCUGCACACACACACACACACAGACAGACGAAGAGGGGCCGCGUGCGCCUCCGUGUGUCUCUCUUUGCCCAUGUGUGUUGUGUAUGUGUGUACAUUUUCUUGUCGACUUCGAGCUGUUUGAGUUUCUUGUCAUAGUCCUCGAUGAUGCGUUUCUUCUCGAGCUGUACGGUCUUGCCCUUCUGGAUGUUGAACUCCUCCUCGGCCUUGACCACAAUCUCCUGCGCCUUCUCGUACGCCUCCUGCUCGAUGAACUUAAUCAUCUGCUCUAUCUGACGCUGGGCCUCCGCGUCGUCCUACACACACACACACACACACACGCGUAGCACAACCACACACGCAGAAAAGGAGAGAGAAGGCGGUCGUCGCUGCUGGUGGCAUUUUCACAGCUGCUUCGGGCAGUGAGUGUUGCUGGUGUGUCUGUCUGCUUUGUCUGUCCUCUGCAUCUGCCACUCUCUCCUCCAAUGUGCGCCGUCCUGAGGUGGUUGCCUGAUCUUUCGUACCAUGGUGUGAAUCGAAGAUGUGCUGAACGGGCUCAACGAAGGAGGGGAAACAGGUGACCCGGCUCACGAUUUGCUUCUUG